Molecule: messenger RNA, 966 nt
Organism: Ogataea angusta
Lineage: Eukaryota; Fungi; Ascomycota; Pichiomycetes; Pichiales; Pichiaceae
Exons: 2
Coding region: 1-966 (321 amino acids)
Source: RefSeq, a predicted model, not a curated record
AUGCCUGCCCAGCCGAUCAUCCAUGGUGCGGAGCAUCGCGUUGGCUGCGACGCCGCCCGAGCACACCAAGCUGUCGACCUGGACGUUUCUGAGCCGCAUCGCGAGCUGGAUUUUCGUGACCAUGUGCUGGAACACCGUCUGCACGAGACGGUAGCCGGCGCGGGCUUUUUGGGCGUCGGUCAGCGCUCCGUCGGGAAAGUGCCUCGACAUGUUCGUGCGCACCUGCGAGACAAACGAGCCAAACGAGUACGCCAGCAUGUUCUUGCGGCCGGGAACGUUGAGCAGCGGCUCUUUGAUGUCGAAGUCGACCGGCUGGCCCCAUUCACGGCUGUGCUGCUCCAAAAACGCUGCGAGCUCCUUGCCGAUCAUAUUCCCGCGAAACCCGAGCUCGCGGCCGCACUUGUCGAGCGCGUCGCCCGCGGCGACGUCGAUCGUGUCGACGAGGAUCUCGUGGUCCACCAGGCCGCGGCUCAGCACGCACAUGGUGUGGCCGCCGCUGGCCAUGAGGCUGAGGAACGGGAACUGCGGUUUGUGGCCGUUGGACGCGAGCCGCGGCGUCAGCAGGUGGCCCAGCAUGUGGUGGACGCCCAAGAGCGGCACGUUCCACGCGAUACUGAGCCCCUGCGCCAGCUGGUAGCCGCCGACGAGCGAGCCCACCAUGCCGGGGCCACGGGUCGCGCAGACGAGAUCGGGCCGGUCGGGGCCUGUCCAGUGGUGUCUCGCGAGCAGCUCGCGCGUGAGCACCGCCACCUGCGUCCUGUUGUGCACUGCCGCGUCCGUGGGGAUCACUCCGCCGGCGUGCGCAGAGUCCAAAGUGUGCUUGCUCUCCUCGACGACACGGGGCGGCUGCGCAGGAUCGAACCUGUCGAGCAGCGCCACACACGCGUCGUCGCACGACGUCUCGAUCGCCAGCACGCGGUACGUCCGCGCCUGGCGCCAGCAGCGAGACACUGUCCUCAGUUCUAG